Corythoichthys intestinalis (scribbled pipefish) is the source of this 7002-nucleotide messenger RNA. Its product is annotated as NEDD4-like E3 ubiquitin-protein ligase WWP1. The record is from RefSeq and is a predicted model, not a curated record. Bases 473 to 3274 code for a protein of 933 amino acids. Gene Ontology annotation, biological process: proteasome-mediated ubiquitin-dependent protein catabolic process; protein polyubiquitination. Lineage: Eukaryota; Metazoa; Chordata; Actinopteri; Syngnathiformes; Syngnathidae. The transcript has 25 exons. Gene Ontology annotation, molecular function: protein binding; ubiquitin protein ligase activity. Gene Ontology annotation, cellular component: cytoplasm.
GUGUGUGUGUUUUUAUUUUUUAUUUUUUGCAUUAUAAAACCCACAGUUUACUUGAGAAGACCACGGGAAAAGUCCUUGAGUUUAUGCAUUCUCCUGCAUAAACAUUAGGUGAAGCUGCUGGUUCUGAGUGCUACAUCUGUCCCGUUAUUACGUACUAGCGAUUUUGUUUUGAGGGGUGUCGCGCCCGUCGCCGCUCGAGUGUUUUUUUUCUGCUUGGUGGUUUGUGAACGGGGAUGGCGAAAGAAUCGCGCAAGACUGGAGGCCUUUACCCUUAACGGAACGGACCGAUAGGGAGCCACUGACGCCGAAACAGCCCGUGGGAAAGGAGAGGCAAACGGUCAAGACCAUGGGACACAGAGUGGGCUAAACUGGAGUAUCAAGUAACACAUGCUAACUUGUAUUCAUGUAAUCGUCCAUGGGAUGUGUGCUAAGCUUGUGUAUUGGUUUGAGGUUUCCCACUGUGGUGUAGGACAUGGCCACAGCCUCACUUAGAGCAGAAUCGAGCCAUAACUACAGAGGAACAUCCGAACUCCAUGCAGUUGUUUCCUGUGCCAAAAUCAAGAGGAAGAAAAGCUUAUUUGGAGUUGCCAUUUACGUGGAGGUGACAGCAGAAGGGGAGUCGCGCCGCACAGCGAAGUCCCACAGCUCAUCUAGUCCGAAAUGGGAUGAAAGGCUUACUUUGAAUGUAACACCGCGCAGCCAGGUGGACUUCAAAGUAUGGAGUCACCACACCCUGAAAGCAGAUGCUUUGCUGGGCAAAGCCUCACUGGACCUGAUAGAAGCCUUGGAGCAGCAUGAAAGCAAAUUGGAGAAUGUGAAAGAGGUCCUGAAGCUGAGUGUGGAACAGAAGGGUGUUCUGGUGCCUACAGGAGAGCUGACAGUCUAUCUGGAUGGCCUUACUGUCAGUGACGAGGAAGGACUAGCACCAUUAACUAAUGGAAAUGCAGCAAACGGCACCAAAGUCCAGCAGAAUGGUGACGCCAUCCAUGAAAAUGGAGAAUCCUCUUCCUCAAGGGCUCCCAACAGCACAGUGAAUGGGACAGACAUGGGCCUGGGUUCAGGGUCCUGUUCAGCCUCUAACGGAGUCAAUAGUCAGGUGCCUUCGACUUCCUGUAGCCCGGCCCUAGGUUACAUCAUCAAUGGUGAUGUUACACCCAACUCCACACCAAGCCACCGACCCUCUGAUAGUGAUACGGAGAGUAGGAUCCAAGACCGGGAGGACAGUACUCCAGAUGCCCUUCUGCCAGAUUCCGAUUCAGCCCCUAAUGGCACAUCUCAGCCGCCGCCUGCACAGGCCUCAAAUUUGUCUUCUGCUGCUAAGCCGAAUGAUGGUGCUGUUGCCGCUGAUGCCACUCCUACUGCUGCCUCCUCCACGUGCACUUCCUCAACACAGGGUGCCACUGCUAUCACGGCGUCCACAUCAUCAGUGUCCUCGUCCCCAGCAGCGGGGGAGACAAACGUGUCAGCUGACAGUGGGAGCAGUAGUAGCGCUGCAACAGGAACUACAGAUGGGGCCAAACCGAGACAGCAGGCUCCUGCAGCUGGGGCCCCGGAUCCUCUUCCACCUGGAUGGGAACAGCGAAAAGACCCACACGGAAGAACUUAUUAUGUAGAUCACAACACCAGAACUACAACAUGGGAAAGACCACAGCCACUGCCACCUGGAUGGGAGCGCCGAGUAGAUGACCGGGGCAGGAUCUACUACGUGGACCAUAACACCCGCACUACCACAUGGCAGCGUCCCACAAUGGAGUCUGUCCGGAAUUUUGAGCAGUGGCAGAGUCAGCGCAGCCAGCUGCAGGGAGCUAUGCACCAGUUUAACCAGAGAUACCUCUACUCUGCAUCCAUGAUGUCUGCUGAGAAUGAUCCACUUGGCCCACUUCCUCCUGGUUGGGAGAGGCGCGUGGAUUCCAAUGAUAGAGUGUACUUCGUUAACCACAACACAAAGACAACGCAGUGGGAAGACCCCCGAACUCAAGGGCUACAGAAUGAGGACCCUCUACCCGAGGGUUGGGAAAUCCGCUACACGAGGGAAGGUGUUCGAUACUUUGUGGAUCAUAACACCAGAACGACGACAUUUAGCGACCCCCGCACUGGAAAGUCCUCUGUCACCAAAGGUCCACAGAUUGCAUAUGAGCGCAGCUUCCGGUGGAAACUUGCCCAUUUUCGGUACCUGUGCCAGUCAAAUGCCCUCCCUAGCCAUGUGAAGAUCACCGUUUCUAGACAGACCUUGUUUGAAGACUCAUUCCAGCAGAUUAUGGCCUUGAAACCUUACGACUUAAGGCGGAGACUUUACGUCAUCUUUAGAGGCGAAGAGGGUCUCGAUUAUGGAGGCUUAGCUCGGGAGUGGUUCUUCUUGUUGUCGCAUGAGGUGCUGAACCCAAUGUACUGUCUAUUUGAGUACGCUGGCAAGAGCAACUAUUGCCUGCAGAUCAACCCGGCUUCUGCUAUCAACCCUGACCACCUCUCAUAUUUCUGCUUUAUCGGCAGAUUUAUUGCAAUGGCACUUUUUCAUGGAAAGUUCAUCGACACGGGCUUCUCCCUGCCUUUCUACAAACGUAUGCUCAAUAAGAAGCUCAUCCUCAAAGAUUUAGAGUCCAUCGACCCUGAGUUCUAUAACUCACUUAUAUGGAUAAGGGACAACAACAUUGAGGAGUGUGGUUUGGAGAUGUAUUUCUCAGUGGACAUGGAGAUCUUAGGCAAAAUCACAUCGCACGACCUCAAACCUGAUGGCACCAACGUUCUAGUCACAGAGGAAAACAAGGAGGAGUACAUUAGUUUAAUGGCAGAGUGGAGGUUCUCCCGUGGAGUUGAAGGUCAAACCAAAGCUUUCCUGGAUGGUUUUAAUGAGGUAGUUCCACUUCAGUGGCUUCAGUAUUUCGAUGAAAAGGAGCUUGAGGUGAUGCUAUGUGGCAUGCAAGAAGUGGACUUGCAGGACUGGCAAAGGAAUACAGUGUAUCGCCAUUAUACAAGGAACAGUAAGCAGAUCAUCUGGUUCUGGCAGCUGGUGAAAGAAGUGGAUAAUGAAGUGCGUCUGCGCCUCAUGCAGUUCGUCACUGGGACCUGCCGGCUCCCUCUGGGCGGCUUCGCUGAGCUCAUGGGAAGUAACGGGCCUCAGAAGUUCUGCAUUGAGAAGGUUGGGAAGGAAACAUGGCUUCCCAGGAGCCACACAUGCUUCAACCGUCUGGACCUCCCCCCUUACAAAAGCUUCGAGCAGCUCAAAGAGAAACUCCUCUUCGCCAUCGAGGAAACGGAAGGAUUUGGACAAGAAUAGACGCUGCGCUCCUCUCAAGUUUUCCCUCCUUCUCCUCAUCACUGAUUGUUCGACUGAAAUCAAUCAAAUAAUUGCACAAGAUAACCACCAAUGUAUAUAAGCUAUUUCAUCAUUUUUAACCAAAUCUUAAUUUGCAGCAUCCUUCUUGCCGCAAACUAUCUUACCAGACCUUUAAUAUAUGAAACCUCCAUCAAGAAAUAUGCAAGCCUCCCUACCUUUUAGAUCUUCUGUUUCCCAAAAAAAAAAACAUCUUUUGAAGAUAAACUCCCUCUCCUCCUGACCGCUUUCGUGAAAAGACUUAGUGUUUUUGGACAGGAUUUUAUCGUGUAACGCAAUCUUCUUUUGAAGCUCUAGUUCUAUAGAGCUUUUGAGUAGUAGUUUGCAGUCUGGUGCCUGAAAUCCUUUAAACCAACAACAUCUCAUUCCCCAAGAAGCAGUGGAUAGAAAAAGCCAACAUGCCUUGUAAAAUAUGUUUGUUUGUUUUAAAAAAUGAUUAAAAAAAAUACCUGUACAAUUUUGUAAGAAACUAAAAUCAUGUUAUGGAACAAACUAACUCAUUCGCUACCAAACAUCAUGUCACAAGCAGUGUUGUUUGUGGCAGCCCUUUUCAACUUUUGUCUGUCUAUUGGACGAAAAUAUGUCAUAGUUUUAGUCGUUUCAAAAUCCAAAAAUAAAUGAGUAUAUAAGGUUUUCAAGGCCAACACCAACUCUGGGAUCAUAAUGAACACUCAGACAAACAAUACAUUAUUUUUAAUGAAUUAUACCUUCCUGAACGCAGAGGUGGGUAGUAGCGCGUUACAUUUACUCAGUUACAUUUACUUGAGUAGAUUUGUGAAGAACUGCUACUAUUACUCCGCUACUUUGGGCUAUACUACUCCAUUAUACCAGACCCAAGCUUGCCGUUCUAUGAUCAUGCUGCCCUCUUCAAUUACGUGGUGUCUUUAAAGCACCGUAAAAAAUAAAAGUAUUUGACAUAGAACACUGCCCUCAAUAUGACUCGAAAGCGUGGAUUUUAACCUCUCUCCCAAAUUUUAAUUGGCACCAUUGACCAUGGAAAUUCAGAGGUAUGAUCCUCAUAAUUUUAUAACAGCAACUAUGAAGGCACUAUUCACAAUUAAACUAUUCAAACUAGGAACUAUUUUCUCCAAUAGAGGGCCUCCAUGAUCUUUUGACGAAUGAUGCUUCACUUCUGCAGAUUUUUUUUCUCGGCGGAGUUGAAUAAUUUUUUAUUUAUUUCUUUGGCUCAAUGCAGUUAUCUAAUAGGUUAUUGUACAGUUUAAUAAUAGCAGUUCAUAUAUUUAUAUAACUUUGUGUUGAGAAUUUUUUUUUUUUUUUUUUUUUAAAUCAAACAUCAGAAGCAGUUGGGCUACUCAAUGUUACUCAUUACUUGGGUAUUCCUUUAAACAUACGUUUUUACUUGUACUUGAGUGCAUUUUUUUGGAUGACUGCUUUUACGCUUAAGUAAUUUUACUUUGAAGUAAAGCUACUCGAGUAAAAUUUUUGGCUACUCUACCCACCUCUGCCUGGACGCCAGGAAUUGUAUGUAUAAAAAAGUUGUCCGAGAGUUUAAGCAGACGCUCACCAUGCUAAAGUUUAUGCUAAUGUGAUUGUGAACGCUACGCUAGUAUGAGUUAUAUUUAGUGUGUGAUGAUCACAGACGUUUAAAAACUAUAGCAACAUUGCAUAUGCUCUCUUGCAAAGAAAUCAAAGAUUACCGUGCGUUUCAAAACAAGCAAGCCUGGAGAGGAUACCAUUGAGUUUGUUUAGGGGGCAGCCUGUGACAUGAGUGACACAGCCAAACACUGCUACGAUGCAGGCUGAAAACAGGCACAAUAAGAAAAUGUCACACAUUGUGAAUAUAUGACGCAAACUAUGGAGCAUUUUCGUCUCCCAAGACACAUUUUUAGCACAUCGUCAUGAAAAAACUGUUCGAUAAUAAUAUAUUUUCAUUACCGUCAUUGUUGACAAAAAAACCAAUGGUCACAAGACAUCACCUUAUUGUGUACUAAUGUCAUUUUCGUCAACGAUAACAAAAAUAUUUCUGCAAUGAACAAUUUUUUCAUGACGAUGACGAGAAGAUAACGAGCUAACAACAUGUCACGGGAGACUAAAACGUAAUGAGACAAAUGCCACUUUUCGUCUGACAUGACGAGAACGAGAAGAAAAUGCGCAAUCGUUUCCGUCACACGUUAACAAUGUGUAGUUAGCCUGCAUCGUAGCAGUGUCUAGUUGUGUCACUCGUGACGUGCUGCGACCCCCCUUCCGACUCACCAGUGCAGUCUCCAGUCACUCCACCUUGCACACACGAUAAGAUUUUUCUUAUGUUGGCCAGAAAGAAAAUACAAUGUUGUUUUAGCCUUUAAAGAUCUGUGCUGAGUGAUCAUCACACACAUCAUGUAACUCGUAGCAUACCAUUCGCUUUAAGCUAAUGCUAACAGCGCGCAUCCUCUCUGACAAUUCUGACAUUUUUUUUUCAAACAUACAGUUCCUGGCGACCACGUUGGUAUAAUUUAUUGAAAAUAAUGUACUGUUUUACUGCUCAGUGUGUAGUAUCAACAAGUUGUUGUUGUCCUUGUAGAUGCUUCAAUAUGUGCUCGUGUGUCAAUGUUCAUUCGAAAUAGUUGGACACCUUUAUUUAUGGAGUAUAAUUUUAUAGAUGAAAACAUUUUUAGUGCACGUUGACUAAAACUAGACAAAAUUAUUCUUGAGUUUUUUGUCAACAAAAACUACACACAUUUUGAAAUGACUAAGACUAAUGAAUAUUAUCGUCCAAAAGACUAAGACGAAAAUUGAAAGGGCUGCUAAAAAAGAACUGUUAUGUACUAUAGCUACAUGAACACAGAACUAACUUAAGAUAAUUCCCAUCUUUCAUCAUUAAAAAAGUUUAUUUCUAACAUUUGUCCUUCUUUAGUUAUGAGCAGUUCAACAUAAACAACAUUGUUAUACAUCUUUGGUAGUGAAUGAGUUAAAAAUUGCUGGUUGAAACUUCUAAAUGACAUUUAAAAAUAAGCAUCCAGGACAUUUUCAAUGAAAUUGUCAACUAAAUAUUUUACAAAGGAGUAGUGUAAUUUUUUUUAUCCACUUAUUUUUGCUUUUACACACACACACACACACACACUUGGAUUCAUCAAAGUACCCAUGAGAAACACUUUCUGGUGACUUAUUCAAACAGGUGCAUGGUGACAUGUUCCAUUGGGGCGGGAUGACAUGCUGAGUCAUCAACUGUUCAGAACGGGGGGAGUCCAAACUUUCCUCUGAUGUCCGCACACAAAGACUGAAGGACGUAAGUUCUAUUUUGACAUUCUUGAUCGUGUUGUUGGUCUCUAAACUUGAAUAACUAACCCUAAUUUGGACGCCCCGUGUUUUGAACCGUCCCACAACCAAUAAAACUGGUGCUUAGUUGUUCAUACGUUGUCCAGUUCUACGGCGCCCCAAAAGGGACAUCGACAGAUAUAAGAUAAAUUUAAAACAUCUGGUGCGCACCAGAUAGUAUGGGGUGCAACUUGUGCACACCAGAAACAGUGUAGUAAACAUUAGCAUUAUAUAUCAUUUAAGCUAGCGGACAUUUGCUAUGCAAGUAGCCAAUGGCGUACCGCAAGCAACACGUCAUUUUUGCUCAUUAAUAUUCAUGAUGUUGGCAAUUGUUGCUAGGCGGGUCAACCUCCCGUUUGUCCUUAAUACAACCCUAGCAAAAAGUAUGGAAUCACCAGUCUCGGACGAACACUCAC